Messenger RNA from Hypanus sabinus (Atlantic stingray), 2592 nucleotides. RefSeq names its product methylmalonyl CoA mutase (gene mmut). Gene Ontology annotation, cellular component: mitochondrion. The coding region runs from base 82 to 2319 and encodes 745 amino acids. Lineage: Eukaryota; Metazoa; Chordata; Chondrichthyes; Myliobatiformes; Dasyatidae. The transcript is spliced from 12 exons. Gene Ontology annotation, molecular function: cobalamin binding; metal ion binding; methylmalonyl-CoA mutase activity. The record is from RefSeq and is a predicted model, not a curated record.
CGCUGUCAGUAGAGGCCUGGGGCUACCGGAGAUCCAUCUGGCCGCUCCGUGGAGCUCAGGCUCCAGCUCGCUGCCGGAGACAUGUUGCGGGCGCAGCCACGGCUCCUCCGUAACUGCCUGAGGCUGCGACCCAAGGCCGGGGCUCCCACCGCGGGAGCGCUGCGUCGGGGCCGCCACUCCCUGCACCCGGAGUGGGUCGCUUUAGCCGAGAAGCAACUGAAGGGGAAGAAAGCCGAAGAUCUGAUAUGGAAUACGCCGGAAGGCAUCGCUAUCAAGCCACUUUAUUCCAAGCGGGACACUGCGGAGCUGCCCGAGGAAUUGCCCGGCGUGUGGCCUUACACCCGGGGUCCGUAUCCGACCAUGUACACCUACAGGCCCUGGACCAUCCGGCAGUACGCUGGCUUCAGCACGGUUGAGGAGAGCAACAGGUUUUACCGCAACAACAUUAAAGCUGGUCAACAAGGACUUUCUGUGGCUUUUGAUCUUCCCACUCACAGGGGAUAUGAUUCAGACAACCCCCGUGUGGUUGGAGAUGUUGGAAUGGCAGGGGUUGCAAUAGACAGUGUGGAAGAUAUGAAGCUGCUAUUCGAUGAAAUUCCUUUGGAAAAGAUGUCUGUUUCCAUGACAAUGAAUGGUGCAGUGCUGCCAAUCCUGGCUAUGUUCAUUGUGACGGGCCAAGAGCAAGGUGUUCCUCAAGAGAAGCUAACUGGCACAAUCCAGAAUGACAUAUUGAAAGAAUUCAUGGUCAGGAAUACCUUCAUUUUUCCACCUGAGCCUUCCAUGAGGAUUAUAGCUGAUAUAUUCCAGUAUACUGCUAAAUAUAUGCCCCGAUUUAACUCCAUUUCCAUCAGUGGGUAUCACAUCCAAGAAGCUGGUGCUGGUGCUGUUUUGGAAUUGGCUUAUACCAUAGCAAAUGGUCUGGAAUACUGCAGAACUGGUAUCCAAGUGGGGCUUAACAUUGAUGAAUUUGCACCACGGCUUUCUUUCUUUUGGGGAAUUGGUAUGAAUUUCUACAUGGAAAUAGCAAAGCUGAGAGCAGCUAGACGACUUUGGGCGAACUUAAUUAAAGAAAAAUUUAAUGCUAAGAGUUCUAAGUCUUUACUGCUGAGAGCCCAUUGUCAGACGUCUGGUUGGUCCCUUACUGAGCAGGAUCCACACAACAACAUUAUUCGCACAGUUAUUGAGGCAAUGGCAGCGGUGUUUGGAGGAACUCAGUCACUGCAUACUAAUUCUUUCGAUGAGGCAUUAGGUUUACCCACAGUCCAAAGCUCCCGGAUCGCCAGAAAUACUCAGAUCAUCAUCCAGGAGGAAUCUGGCAUUCCAAAAGUAGCAGAUCCUUGGGCAGGUUCAUUUAUGAUGGAGACUCUAACUAAUGAGAUACACGAUGCUGCUUUAGAGCUUAUUAAUGAGAUUGAAGAAAUGGGAGGUAUGGCUAAAGCAGUAGCUGACGGCAUACCAAAACUUCGUAUUGAAGAAUGUGCAGCCAGAAAACAAGCAAGGAUUGACUCUGGUGCUGAAGUAAUUGUAGGAGUAAACAAAUACCGUCUGGAGAAAGAGGAGCCUGUAGAAGUGCUAAUUAUAGACAACACUGCGGUGCGGAACCAACAAAUUGCAAAACUAGAAAAGUCAAGAGCAUCCAGAAAUCAAGCAACAGCUGAGAAGUGCUUGAGUGCCAUUACUGAAUGUGCACGCUCAGGACAAGGAAAUCUACUGGCGUUGGCAGUGGAAGCUGCUCGUGAAAGGUGUACUGUUGGAGAAAUUACAGAUGCAAUGAAAGUAGUGUUUGGUGAACAUCAACCUAGUAAUCGCAUGGUGAGCGGUGCAUACCGACAUGAAUUUGGUGACAAUGAAGAAAUGACUAUGGCAAUGAGCAGAAUUGAGAAGUUUGCUAAAAAUGAAGGUCGUCGACCUCGUCUGCUUGUUGCUAAAAUGGGUCAAGAUGGGCAUGAUCGAGGAGCAAAAGUUAUUGCCACAGGAUUUGCUGAUCUGGGUUUUGAUGUGGAUAUAGGACCCUUGUUUCAGACUCCUCGGGAGGUAGCACAGCAGGCAGUGGAUGCAGAUGUGCAUUGCGUUGGUGUCAGUUCUUUGGCAGCUGGCCAUCGAACUCUCGUGCCAGAAUUGAUAAAAGAGCUUUGUGAUCUUCAGCGCCCUGAUAUUUUGGUCAUCUGUGGUGGUGUAAUUCCUCCUCAGGAUUAUGAAGACUUGUUCAAGGCAGGUGUUUCCAGCAUCUUUGGCCCAGGUACUAGAAUUCCUGUUGCUGCUGUACAGGUCCUUGGUAACAUUGAGAGAAAUUUAGUCAAGAGGCAGCAAUCAUUGUGAACAUCAUUGGGCAUGGUAAUAAUUUUGUUCACUUGAAGCUUGUUUUUCUGUAAUGUCAGUCAAAACUUUUACCUACAGUACUUUCUGGGAAAGUUUGUAUUUCAUCCAUUUUCUGUACUUGUUAGUUUACUUAAUGGACUUGCAUUCACUAGUGUCUCCUCUUAUUGGAGCAAGCUGAGAUCACGUUACAAACUGAAGAUAAUUUAAACCAAAUUUCCAUUAUGUAUGAUUGAACUGUAUACCAAUAAAAUUAAAAUGAGAAUUUCUAUUUUA